Messenger RNA from Trachymyrmex cornetzi, 1851 nucleotides. RefSeq lists its product as uncharacterized. The record is from RefSeq and is a predicted model, not a curated record. The transcript is spliced from 2 exons. Gene Ontology annotation, molecular function: zinc ion binding; nucleic acid binding. Lineage: Eukaryota; Metazoa; Arthropoda; Insecta; Hymenoptera; Formicidae. The coding region runs from base 1 to 1851 and encodes 616 amino acids.
AUGAAAGGAGAUCUAAGGCGUCAGGUGAAGGUAGGGGUUAAUGUGGCGAAGAUCGCCAUACAGCGACUCGUUUCAGAUAUCGCCAAAAGCACAGGACCCGUUGACGAGGUGAGGAACAGUAAUCUCGCGUUAGAAAGGGAAGUCCUCAAGAUGAGGAGGGAGAUGGAUACCCUGAGGAGGGAGAGAACCGCAUUGAAAGACCAAGUGGAAACUCUAACACGAACGGUGCAGGAACUCAGAGAGAGGGAAGAACGAAGAGGACUAGGACAAGGAGGUACAAAUCCCCCGCAGUUAGAUGAGGAAAUAGCGGAGGAAUUCCCGACACUGAGGACACGAAAGGGGAAGAACCAACCCUCGGUCCCAAUAGAAUCGGACGAGACGAGUGAGGCCCUCCUACCUCCGGUGUAUAGGCCGGUGCUACGAGGUGUGCAAAAGAGGAUAGAGGACAGGCCGCGAGUUCGCACGAGCGUAGAUAACACUGGUAGGAUCGUGAUGAGUGCGAAUGAAGGGACUCGAGAGGAAAAACGAAUCACGAGUAGAGUGGUAAGAGUAAACGAAACACGCGCGAGGGACAGCUCCUUAUCCCCAGCCAGAGAGUAUCCGAGGGAAAGUGAGGGAUGGACGAAAACUAAAAGCAGGAGGGCACAAAAAAGGGCUAGGAGAAAAGAGAGGGAGAAAAUAGAUCCAGGGAAAGAUGUCCAGCGGGAAGUGGCGCCGGAAAGAGCAGCCGGACCUAGGAGGGACAGGAACCCAGAUAGGACAAUGGAAGCAGCAAUCAGAAGAGCACCAGAAGGAGGAAGAAAUGGGGGAGCCAUAGCCCGGAAUAUGAAUAAAGUACCGGCACGACCAGCAGCGAGAGAUCCGCGUUUCCGAGCACACAGGACCGCAGCAGUCCUGCUAAGAUGCGAGGAAGCAGGGGGAAACUCCGCGCCGACAUAUGCGGAUGUUAUGAGAAUGGCAAGAAAUAAGAUAUCUCUGGAUGAACUAGAGAUAUCUAAUACUCGAAUACGUAAGGCCCAGGCAGGGGGAUUAUUGAUCGAAAUCCCGGGCGGAGAGGAGGCUAGUGCGAAGGCGGAAGCGCUCGUCGGCCGGCUGAAAACAGUAAUAGCUGGGAGUGAAUUUGAGAAAAGCGUAAGCGUUAUACGCCCGGUACAGAGAGCGGAGGUAAGACUGAUCGAUGUGGAUCAGUCGGCCACGGUAGAAGAAAUAGUAGAGGCGGUGUCCAAAAGUGGAAAAGUGCCUGCUACAAGUGUUAGAGCGGGUCCAUUGAGACAGGGCAGGGGCGGUUUGUGCACCGUGUGGGUUCAGUGUCCGUUAGCGGGAGCAAACCUAAUGCUCAGCAGCGGGAAAAUAAGAGUUGGCUGGACUAUGGCAAAGGUGGUCCCACUGGCAAAGAGGAGGCUGCAAUGCUUCCGGUGCCUCGCGGUGGGACACACCAGAGCCAACUGUCUGAGUAUCGUGGACAGAUCGUCGUGGUGCUUUCAGUGCGGGGGAAGCGAUGGCCAUAGGGCAUUCGGGUGUAGAGCCUCGCCGAGAUGCCCAGUGUGCGCCGCGAGAGGCAUGAACGCGAAUCACAGAGCGGGAUCGACGUCGUGCGUGCCGUACAACGGGAGAGGGCAAACACCGCGAAGUGAAGAAUUAAACGCGGUAGGAACGGAGAAAGCGAGUGAGGGGGCCGAUCGGGGGGCCCAGGCUUCAGGAUCGAGGCCCUCACAGGACCAUAUAGGAAAGAUAUCCGAUGAAUUGGACGUCGGACUGGUCGCCGUGGCGGAACCCGCUCGAAUACCAGACAGCGACAAAUGGUUCGCUUCUACGGGCGAGCCACCGUCCACGGCGAUAACGUGGCAAUAG